Molecule: messenger RNA, 2865 nt
Organism: Antechinus flavipes (yellow-footed antechinus)
Lineage: Eukaryota; Metazoa; Chordata; Mammalia; Dasyuromorphia; Dasyuridae
Gene: JOSD2
Product: Josephin domain containing 2
Exons: 7
Coding region: 658-1323 (221 amino acids)
Biological process (GO): protein deubiquitination
Molecular function (GO): cysteine-type deubiquitinase activity
Source: RefSeq, a predicted model, not a curated record
GCGGGGAUGGGGGGCUCCAGAGUCACCUGGCGACCCUGACUGACCCCGAGGCCUUGGGGGUCACUAGCACAAGUCUGCCGUUUAUCUGAAACACUCUGAGCUCUAUAAGCCUCAACAUUUGGGGAGAGGGGAGAUGUGGCAUUCAAAGCUCUGCUCCACCGGACCCCACGUUCCGCCCGUUGGGCCACUCUCUGCCUCAGUUAUCUCACUCAUUCUCCCCCGCUCCGUGGCUCAAUUUCUUCAUAUUGCCCUUCUUUCCCCACUACGUGCUUGUUUCGACUCUGUGCCUCGGUUUCCCCACUACGGGCUUCAAGUUCCCGAGGGAUUCUGGGAAGGUCAUUUUAGGCCUUUUGAGGACGCUUCUAGGAAGUGUGGACCCGAGCAGGCCGCGUGGCCUCCUGGGAAGUUGAGUCCGGCGUUAGUCGCGGGGGCUUCUGGGAAGGCCAGGCGUCCCAUGCACGCCUCCGCCUGACUACCUGGUUUUGCGGGCCCACCGCGGGAGGUUCUGGGAAGACGAGUCCCACUGCAGGCCAAGGGGCUUCUGGGAAAGUGUCCCGCAAGAGACAGCAGGGGCUUCUGGGAAAGCGUUCCGAAAGAAGCCGUGAGGAUUUCUGGGAAGAUCAGUCUUGGCGCGGGGACCUCUGGGAAGGACCCUGGAUGUCGGGGAGCCCGGGGCCCCCCGAGGAGCGGGGCGCGGAGCCCCCCGUGCCCGUGUACCACGAGCGGCAGCGCCUGGAGCUCUGCGCCGUGCACGCGCUCAACAACGUCCUGCAGCAGCGCCUCUUCAGCCAGGAAGCGGCCGAUGAGAUCUGCAAGAGGUUGGCCCCCGAUUCCCGCCUGAACCCUCAUCGAAGCCUCCUGGGCACGGGGAAUUACGAUGUGAACGUCAUCAUGGCUGCUCUUCAGGGCCUGGGGCUGGCGGCCGUGUGGUGGGACCGGCGGCGGCCCUUGGCCCAGCUGGCCCUGCCCCAGGUCCUGGGCUUCAUCCUGAACCUGCCCUCCCCCGUCUCCCUGGGCGUGCUGUCCCUGCCCCUGCAGCGGCGCCACUGGGUGGCCUUGCGCCAGGUGGGCAACGUCUACUACAACUUGGACUCGAAGCUUCGGGAGCCCGUGGCCCUGGGCGGCGAGGCCGAGCUCAGGGACUUCCUGUCGGCCGCCCUGGCCGAGGGCCCGUGUGAGGUGCUUCUGGUGGUCACCAAAGAGGUGGAGGGCGGGGCAGCUGGCUGCAGGCGGCCUGAGCGCCCCGCCCCCACGGCCCGGCCCGCCGGGCGCCUACCUCUCCCUGUCACUGCUGCUGGCCUCGGCCGCCUCACUAAUCAGUGAGGAUGCGGACAAGGAAGACGCCCCCCAGAGCCCCAACCUCACCAAGGCAUCUGGGAUCCGCAGCAGCCUCCAGGACACCGAUGCCCCCAACGCCCCUUCCUUAACAGGCUGGCCUGCUCCUCGGACCCCCUGGGAAAGAGCGCCCGCCGGAGAGCAGCUGACCGCGAGGAGAGCGCCCGCCCGAGAGCAGCUGACCACGAGGAGAGCGCCCGCCCGAGAGCGGCUGACGGCGAGGAGAGCACUGGCCCGAGAGCGGCUGACGGCGAGGAGAGCGCCCGCCCGAGAGCAGCUGACCCGAGGAGAGCGCCGGCCGGAGAGCAGCUGACGGCGAGGAGAGCGCCGGCCCGAGAGCGGCUGACAGUAACAGUGCCCACCUGAGAGACCUAGGACUAGGAGCCCCGGCCACCAGCCGCGGGCCCAGACUGAGCCGGAGACUUCUCUGGCGGGCCUGCCGCUGCCCCGGCCUGAUGCGCGCGCUCCGGACGAGGAGCGUGGGGCCGGGAUAAGCAUUAACAGCCCCGGCCACUGCAGGGCCAGGAAGCCCCUCCCCCAGUCUCCCCACACUGACCCAGCAGGGCACCAGCUUCCAUCCCUGAGGGGGACUUCGGGCGUCCAGCUCCACCUCCUGGUGAAACCUGAAACUGCGCCCCCCCUUAGACACCCACAAGCCCUUGAUGGGAAGCCCCCCGCGCGGAGCCCUCCCCGGAAGCCCUGUAAGGUGCAGGCUGACACUGUCCCCAGAAGCCCAAUAUUCUCGCCCCUCACGCCCCUUUCCCUGCCCCCACCCUGCACAGGGGGAACGUCCGUGGCUGACCCCUUGCUGGGGCAGAGACUUGGAUGACGCAUCCCCGCCACAGCUGCCGCCAGCUCCCCCAGACCCCGCCGGCCCAGCGCCUCCUGCUCGCUAGGCCUCCCCCUCAGCGCCCACGUUGGGCUGGACCCAGUGGAGCAAGAAGCAGGGGGUGGGGCGCGCGCCGCCCGGAGCCGAAGCACCGGCGAGGCUUUCUCUGUUCACGUGGCCGGGCCCACGGCGGGCCCCUCCUGCUUCUGUCCGGCGCCGAAUGUCUGAGUUCUAAAGCCGUGCGGACACGCGGCCCCCGGCCUCCCCAAAGCCCCGGCGCGUUCCCGGCCUCCCCAAAGCCCCGGCGCGCUCCCGGCCUCCCCAAAGCCCCGGCGCGCUCCCGGCCUCCCCAACUUCCCCAAAGCCCCGGCACGUUCCCGGCCUCCCCAAACCCCCGGCGCGCUCCUCGGGCGCGCGCGCGGUCUGCGGCGUCUCUCGGCCUCCCGGCUCGCGGGCUGCUGGGGGGGCGUCACCGCCCCGGGUGAGGAGUUACCCGGGGUGGGGCCCGAACUCGCUCAGGGAGAGCGGCUCCUUUGUGCAGACGGGGCGGCCCCGCGGGAGCAUCUGCAGGCAGCGGGCGGCGGCGAGCACCAACUCUGAACCCAAUGAAGCUUCCACUGCCCCAGUUCCCUUAUUCCCGCACUAAGUCACCAAGUGAAUAAAUAAAUGCUCCCGUUACAUUUUGAACUCUGCCAACAGAA